This is a messenger RNA of Podarcis muralis (Common wall lizard), 3680 nucleotides long. RefSeq names its product DDI proteasomal shuttling factor 2 (gene DDI2). Gene Ontology annotation, biological process: proteolysis. The record is from RefSeq and is a predicted model, not a curated record. Gene Ontology annotation, molecular function: aspartic-type endopeptidase activity; protein binding. NCBI's taxonomy places the organism in Eukaryota, Metazoa, Chordata, Lepidosauria, Squamata, Lacertidae.
AAACGCGGCGUCGCUUUGCGGCGUCUCUGAGGCGAGGCAAGCGGGCGGGCGAGCUGGGGCUCAGCCAGGCGGGCUCCGGAUCCGCUCUGCCGUCCUUCGCGCCUUCGCUCCCUACCCGGCAACCCCACGGCCGAGCGAUGCUCCUGACGGUCUUCUGCCUGCGGCGCGACCGCUCCGAGCUCACCUUCUCGCUCCAGGUGGACGCCGACUUCGAGCUCCAGAACUUCCGCGCCCUCUGCGAGCUCGAGUCCGGCAUCCCCGCCGCCGAGAGCCAGAUUGUUUACGCAGAGCAGCCCCUGACUGACAACCACCGGUCGCUGGCUUCUUACGGCUUGAAAGACGGCGACGUGGUGAUCCUGCAGCAAGUGGAGAAUGCGGGGGUGCGGCCCCCAGCCCCAUUUCCCGGUUUGCCCAGGAUAGACUUCAGCAGCAUCGCAGUUCCUGGGACUUCAAGCCAGCCUCCCCAGCUGCCCUCACUGGCACCCCCAGCGCAGCAGCCCUCCUCGCAGCCCGGCCCGUCUCCUCCCGAGUUCCCCUCCCCACCGCAGGGCUUGGACAACCCGGCGCUGUUGAGAGACAUGUUGCUGGCCAAUCCCCAUGAGCUUUCCCUGCUGAAGGAGCGCAACCCACCCCUAGCAGAGGCUCUUCUCAGCGGGGACCUGGAGAAGUUCACCCGGGUGCUUGUAGAGCAGCAGCAAGAUCGAGCCCGCCGGGAGCAGGAGAGGAUCCGCCUGUUCUCCGCCGACCCUUUUGAUCUUGAGGCUCAGGCCAAGAUCGAAGAGGACAUUAGGCAGCAGAACAUUGAGGAGAAUAUGACGAUCGCCAUGGAGGAGGCCCCGGAGAGCUUUGGCCAGGUGGUGAUGCUCUACAUCAACUGCAAAGUCAACGGCCACCCUGUGAAAGCCUUUGUGGACUCAGGGGCACAGAUGACCAUCAUGAGCCAAGCAUGCGCAGAGAGGUGCAACAUCAUGCGGCUGGUGGACCGGAGGUGGGCAGGCAUUGCCAAAGGCGUGGGGACCCAGAAGAUCAUUGGCAGGGUCCACCUGGCUCAGGUCCAGAUUGAAGGAGAUUUCCUGCCUUGUUCGUUCUCUAUCCUGGAGGAGCAGCCCAUGGAUAUGCUCCUGGGACUGGACAUGCUGAAGAGGCACCAGUGUUCCAUAGACCUCAAAAAGAACGUGCUGGUGAUUGGCACUACCGGCUCCCAGACGACCUUCCUGCCGGAGGGGGAGCUCCCCGAGUGUGCAAGGUUGGCCUACGGGGCGGGGCGAGAGGACGUGCGGCCCGAGGAGAUCGCAGACCAGGAGCUGGCAGAAGCCAUACAGAAGUCCGUCGACGAAGCAGUUGCCCGAGACAUCCAAGUCAGAAGACAGGAGGAGAGGAGACUGCGGAGGGAGCGUCGCCUGUCUUCGGGAGCCUCUGCCCGCCACAGGGCCUCCCAGUGCGUCAUCAUCUAACGCCUGGCACUCCCCUCACCCAGGCCUUACAUCUUGGAUAAAACAGUGUGCCAGGGGAAUUGCUUUGUACUCCAGUCCUGACAUUAAAAGCCUCCCGUUCCAACACGUCUAGCUCAGUCUCGAGUUUUGUUCGGAGACCCCUUGCCCACCUCGAGGAGAGACAGGAGUGCUUAGGAGGGCAGGGGGUGGGGCAGGCAGCCUUCAUGCCUGUCUUGAUGAAGCAGCAGCUUUGUCUUCCUCCUCCUUCUCUCUGCCAGGCUAUUUCUCCCCAUCCCCUAGUGCUUCUGCCUGGGCAUUUGAGUGGGCAGACCCCUCUGCUCCUUACUAGUGGCUGCUGUGAUUUUGUGGCAUUAUAAUUCUUUACCUGAAAUGCACCAGAAUUUUUGGUGUUUCAGGAAAAGGAGGAUGCCCCUUCGUUUAGGAGCUAGGGGCUUGGAGUAGUGGUGGGUUCUAACAUUCACCACUACUCCACAACACAUUCAGUCUUGUAAAGCUGAACCAGGCCUUUCUGGUUGCCAUGUGGGGUGAUGUGGAAAGCCUUUGACCAUGUUCUCGCCCAUAGCAGUGAAACGCAGCUUAGAUGCUCUUUCCAGAAGCUAAUGCUUGCUUACCUAUGAGAUCACCUGAUAGGCUUUUGCUCACGUGCCACAUAAACCCUGGAACAUGCCCGGGAGCCUGGGCUGAGGCUUCUGUGGGGCCCAAGGGCUUGUGGCAAAGGGGCAGAGAAAGAAGGCUUCAGCAGCGGGCAGGCUGAUGCAGAUCAUCCUCCACCACUGGCCCUGCAAGCAGGGACUAGGCAUCCCAAGAACAUCUGGAGGGAAUUUAGGGCAGUGCAAGCAGUUGCGCUGCACAGAGCGCCCAGCCGAGGGGGCGCAAAGUAGUAGUAGUAACAACAACAACACAACAACAACCAUAAUAAAACCCAUAUUUAUAUGGGAACGUACUGAGAUGGGGCAGGUGGGGCUUGUCUACCUGGGAAGGUAGCCCAACUAGGAGAAGGAAACCUUGGAUCCAAAACCUCCACUGAAUAUUUUUGGGAGAAGGAAAGGCUAAGGAGUAAACAGAAAUCCGGAGUGGAUUCCCUCAGGCAGUUGGAUGGCGCCUUGUCAGCCUCCUUCCAGCAACUUCUGCAAGCCAAGCUGGUGCCAAACGUAUUGCUCUGCUUUCCUUUGGACCACCAUCAGCGAAGCCAAGAGCAGCAGGGUCUUGUCAUCUGGGGAGCUCAGGACCCGCAGACACACUGUCUAGGCUUGCGUCCUGGGAAGGUCUCUUUGGUGCUGCUAACACCUGACUUCCCUCCCAGAGGCGCACUGCCUUGUCUCUUGAGACAGACAGGUGCCAACAACAAGAUUGCCUUACCCCAUAUAUGCCCACUUGACAACUUCGAUCGGCUGAACUGGCGUUACUACAGACACCAUUUCUGCAUUUGUAAGAAAUCGAUCUGUUGGUGUGUUAUCUUAGUUCUCCCAAACUCUUUAUUUUUGUUAAUUUUUCUUAGUGUGAUACCGUUACUGUUUUAUUUUUUGUAAACCGCUUUGAGGUUUUUGUUUGACAAUCAAGCUGUAUAGAAAUUAUGAAAUAAAAAAUGAAAACAGCACUUGUUAACCCCGGGAAGACAUGGAGUCACUCCUUGUGAUGCCCAAUGUCACUUUUCUGCCUUGAAAAUCUUUAGCAAAGGAAAGCUUGCAUUCCAUUCUUGAGUUACACAUUUGAAAACUGUUCCUCCAUGUUCACCAUCCAAUGUUGCUGCUGUCCUGCACACCUCCCCGCCCCCUGCAAAUCUGGCCAUUCUGAAUUGCUUUUAAAAUAUCCCCCCACCCCACAGAGGCAACGCUGGAGGCCUCCUCCCUGUCUAGUUCUUGAGCCCUCCUUGGUUUUGUUGGUUUGCGGCAGAUGAUGGAGACGUGGCCCCAAUCCCUAGGGACCAGCUGGGGCAGUGCCUGCGCACGGUUAGCAAGCCCACUGAGUCAACUAGAGCCAGGAAGAGAUUCUGAAGAGGUAGCACAGAGAAGAUCUUCAGGCAGCCAGAGAGUCCCUUCCUCACAGAGCAUCGAGAUCUGGAUGUCAGGGAGGCAGAGAGGAACCCAGAACUCAGGCUCAGAAAGUAGCCCAGAAGCAUGCAGUGCCAAAAACCCAAGCUAGUUGAGAAUAGAAGACAGGAGCCCCACCAGCGCCCAUCCACACCAGACCUCAACUGGAGAGCAAGCGGACGCUUCUUUUUUUUUU